Clunio marinus is the source of this 381-nucleotide messenger RNA. The record is from the annotation of a GenBank genome assembly. NCBI's taxonomy places the organism in Eukaryota, Metazoa, Arthropoda, Insecta, Diptera, Chironomidae.
AUGUUGUGUCGCUUGUGCUGGUUGCCAAACCAUUUUGAAUCUUUUUGUCAUGUUUAUGACUUCAUAUGUUGCCUUGCCAGAGAUGUUUUAAGUGGAUUAGUUACAGUUCUCUUCCUUCAUAAGCACAUAAAGAAGAACGGAGAAGAACAAAAAUCAAAUAUAACCGAAAUAGAUAAAGUUGGGAUUGAAGCAUCUAUUGAUGAUGAUAUCUCCGGAAAAUUGCCUUGUUUCUCCUUCCUUUUCCCUCAAAUAAAUGGAAAUGAUUUCAAACAACGCAAUAAUAUUUAUUGCAUGAAUAUUGGAUAUUCUCAAAUUUUCAAGCAUAGCUUCUUAAUGUUCGUUCGUGGUUCUUGCAAAGCCAUUGAGCUUAAAUCCAACUGA